Penicillium cinerascens is the source of this 2235-nucleotide messenger RNA. RefSeq names its product alpha-galactosidase. The record is from RefSeq and is a predicted model, not a curated record. The coding region runs from base 1 to 2235 and encodes 744 amino acids. The transcript is spliced from 3 exons. NCBI's taxonomy places the organism in Eukaryota, Fungi, Ascomycota, Eurotiomycetes, Eurotiales, Aspergillaceae. Gene Ontology annotation, biological process: carbohydrate catabolic process. Gene Ontology annotation, molecular function: alpha-galactosidase activity.
AUGGUCCGUUUCGCAAACAAACUCGCGCCCGUAGGUGGGCUGCUGGCGCUCUUCGGUUCCCCAACUGUGGCCCAAGAUACCGGUAAUGUUGUCGUGGACGGCACCACUUUCGCCCUGAAUGGCGACAGCGUUUCAUAUCGUUUCCACGUAGACAACAGCACUGGCGACUUGUUGUCUGAUCACUUCGGAGGAACAGUGACCGGAAACAUCCCCACUGAAAUUGUUGCCAAUGUUCAUGGCUGGGUCGGUAAGCCAGGCCGAGUCCGUCGUGAAUUCCCCGAUCAAGGCCGUGGAGACUUUCGUACUCCCGCAAUUCGCAUUCGGCAAACUGAGGGUUAUACCGUGUCGGAUUUGCAGUAUCAAUCACAUAGUGUGAUUCAAGGCAAGCCGAGAUUGCCUGGUCUACCGGCAACGUUCGGUACCGCCGAGGAUGUGAGCACCUUGGUUGUACAUCUGUAUGAUAACUACAGCUCCGUGGCUGCGGACCUGUCCUAUUCGAUUUUCCCUAAAUAUGAUGCCAUUGUGCGAAGUGUCAAUGUCACCAACAAGGGCACGGGCAACAUCACUAUCGAGGCACUUGCGAGUAUGAGCGUGGACUUUCCCCGCGAAGACCUUGAUAUGAUCACAUUGAGUGGGGACUGGGCGAGAGAGGCGCAUCGCCAGAGAAGAAAGGUUCAGUACGGUAUACAGGGUGUUGGGAGCUCUGCGGGUUACUCUUCGCAUAUUCACAACCCCUUCCUGGCAUUGGUGGACCUGGCCACCACGGAAUCCAGUGGUGAGGCAUGGGGCUUCUCGCUCGUCUACACUGGAUCCUUCUCUGUCGAUGUCGAAAAGAGCUCUCAGAGCUUCACUCGUGCCCUUCUUGGAAUGAACCCCAAUCAGCUUUCAUGGUCGCUCGGACCUGGAGAGUCACUCACCUCCCCCGAGUGCGUGUCCGUGUAUUCCAAUAAUGGAAUCGGUGGCAUGUCACGCUUGUUCCACCGUCUAUAUCGCAACCAUCUCAUCAAGAGCAAGUUUGCGACAUCGGACCGCCCACCCCUCCUCAAUAGCUGGGAAGGUCUUGGCUACGACUACAACGCGAGCACCAUCGUCGACCUGGCCAAGGAAUCGGCAGGCUUGGGAAUUAAACUUUUCGUUUUGGAUGACGGCUGGUUUGGAAACAAAUACCCGCGCGAUAGUGACACUGCUGGGCUCGGCGACUGGACGCCCAAUCCCGCAAAAUUCCCCAGUGGUCUCACAGCUCCUGUGAACCAAAUCACCAGUCUCCGAGCUGCCAAAACAUCCACCAAUCUGCGUUUCGGGAUCUGGGUCGAGCCCGAAAUGGUCAACCCAAACUCUAGCUUGUACCGUAAACAUCCAGACUGGGCUUUGCAUGCAGGAUCCUACCCUCGCACCGAGCGGCGAAACCAGCUUGUGCUGAACGUAGCCCUGCCAGAGGUUCAGAACUUCAUUAUCAAUUUCAUGACGAAACUCAUCAACGGUGCCAACAUCACCUAUAUCAAGUGGGACAACAACCGAGGCAUUGACGAGACACCCUCUCCAUCCAUAGACCAUAAGUACAUGCUUGGAAUGUAUCACGUCUUCGAGACACUGACCACCCGCUUCCCCAAUGUACUCUGGGAAGGAUGUGCCUCCGGUGGCGGUCGCUUCGACGCGGGUGUGUUGCAAUACUUCCCUCAAAUCUGGACAUCCGACGACACCGAUGCCAUGGAACGCAUCACCAUCCAGCUUGGAACAUCCCUCGUAUACCCGCCUAGCGCCAUGGGUGCUCAUCUCUCCGCAGUUCCCAACCAGCAAACUGGCCGCACGUUGCCGGUUUCCUUCCGCGGACACGUCGCCAUGAUGGGCGGUUCAUUUGGUCUGGAACUCGACCCAGCCAAUAUACCCGAAGAAGACAAGGCAGCCUUGCCAGGCCUCAUCGAACUUGCUGAAAAAGUUAGCCCGCUCAUUCUCAAGGGUGACAUGUACCGUCUCAGUCUGCCGGAGGACUCAAAUUGGCCUGCUGUUUUGUUCAUCUCUGAAGAUGGGUCGCAGGCGGUGCUGUUCUAUUUCCAGAUUUCUCCUCGCAUUAAUAACGCCAUUCCUCGAAUCAGAAUGGAGGGUUUGGAUGCGGCGGCUAUGUAUAAUGUUGAAGGAAAGGGUGUUUACUCUGGUGCGACCUUGAUGAAUAUGGGGCUGCAAUUCCCCUUCGACACGGAUGUUGGAAGUGUGGUGGUAUUCUUGGACAAACAGUGA